UAGUCACAUGACUUGUCAUAUGAUUGUUCAAAAUGGUGGACGGACAGAAGCUAUCGUAUUUUGUGUUGGUGUUUUUCGGUGUUCUGGUAACUGUACAUUGUUCACCAAAUAAAGUUGAUGUUGCGUAUGUAGUGAAAGACAGUUCUGGAUCAUUUAGUAUUAUUAAAACAACUCCAGUUCAAUGGGUGGCAAAGGCAGAGUUUUCAAACAAAGUGAACGAAACUGGGUGGUCUUAUCUGAGUGUGACAACAAAUGGUGACUAUACAGAUGAGGAACAGUCAUAUGCUGCAGGUGCUAUUGAAGGCUACCUCACCAAAGAUCAUAUUACAAUGCACUGGAAAAACACUGUUGAAGGACAAUUCUGUGAAAGACCUUUAAACCCAGAGUGUCAUCAACUGAGAAACUUUCUUCAAAAUAAUUUGGACUGGAUGAAAGAUAACAUCAAAUCUCAGAACACAGUUUACUGGAAUUUGGUAAAAUUAUUCCUUGUUCAAACUGUUGGACUUACAGAUGGUUACUUCAAUAAACUUGGUGGUGUAUCAACAGAGGUUGAUCCUUUUGGACUGUAUGUUUUGUCGUUGAGUGGAGACAUGGAAGAUAUUCCAAAUGCUCUCAAUCCAUACAGGAAGAAGAAGGUGGUUGGUUCAGGAUCAUGCUCUGCUCUGAUCAAGCUGUUGCCAGGCAACAAAGACGUUUAUGUGUCACAUGACACCUGGGAUACAUACCAGAGUAUGCUGAGAAUACUGAAGAAAUACGACUUUGCUUUCAAACCUCAAGGAGAACCUGUUGCUGGUAAAGUGAUAACAAUGUCUUCAUACCCGGGUGUGUUAUUGUCUGGUGAUGACUACUACCUCAUCUCAUCGGGACUGGCAACUCAAGAAACAACUAUUGGGAACAGUAACCCUGCAAUUUAUAAAUAUGUGACCAAAUCAACUGUACUUGAGGGUAUUCGAACAAUGGUUGCGAACAGAAUGGCUACAACAGGAAAUAAUUGGGCUGAGACUUUCUCACUGUAUAACAGUGGAACAUAUAACAAUCAAUGGAUGGUUAUUGAUUAUCGUAAGUUCACCCCAGGCUUUGCACCUUACCAAGGAUUCCUGACAGUAUUAGAACAAAUUCCGGGAACUGUAAAAUAUGAUGAUAAAACAGAUGUGUUAAGGGAGCAGACGUAUUGGCCAAGUUACAAUAUUGCCUAUUUUCCAGAAAUCUUCAACAAAAGUGGUUGCUGGGACAACGUGAAGAAAUAUGGAGACUGGUUCACAUAUGACAAAUCUCCAAGGGCUCAGAUAUUUGCAAGAGAUCAUAUGAAAGUGAAAGAUUUAGAGUCCAUGCAGAGAUUGAUGAGAUACAAUGACUUCCAGCAUGAUCCUCUAGCAAGAUGUAACUGUACCCCACCUUACAGUGCUGAGAAUGGUAUAUCAGCAAGAUGUGACCUGAACCCAGCCAGUGGAACAUAUCCUUUUGGAGCACUAGGUCACAGAUCACAUGGUGGCACAGAUAUGAAGCUGACUAACUAUGCCAUGUACCAGAGCCUAGAGUUUAUUGCAGUAAGUGGACCAACUUACGACCAACUACCACCCUUCCAGUGGAGUAAAGCAGACUUCGCAAAGGACUGUCCUCACCAUGGCCAUCCAGAUGUCUACAAAUUUGACCCGGUUCACUUUAACGGAACCUUGUCUAGUGUACGCCCUUUCAUAACUGUGCAAUAAGACAGAAAUAUUAGCAAGAGGAGUAGAGUAAUUUUCAAAAUUCAAAAUAUCUUAUUUGUUGAUUUCAAUGUGAUAAUUGUUUUUACAAUAAUAAUAGUCAAUCUUUUUUUGACAUAACAUAUAUAUGUAAGUAUUGACCCUCAAAACACAUGUGUUAAACCACACUAAAUAACAUACAUGGACUUGUACACCUUUCAAGCUGGACACAACCAUUCAUAAUUUUUAGGAAAUUUUCAAUAACUGAGUGAAUAGCGAACAUUGCAACAUGUACUAUGAUUAGAUGGAACAAAAUGUGCCAGCUUAUAUUGGUCUGCAUGGUCGCAUGGUUAGAAUUUUUUGUUUUGUUUGUUUGUUUCAUUUUACGCCUUUUCCCAACAGUAUUUCAAUCAUAUAGGCGAUGGUUAGAAUUAGUUGCUGGCCAGUAUUCUAAGGUUAUUAUAUUGUAUGUGAUAUACUGUUUACAAUACAUUUUAUGAUUAUCUAUAGAAAAUUGCUCUUAUUAUAUAUAUAAACAAUAUAAAAUUACUAAUCACUUAUUUGGUUGCCAUGACUUAAUUAGAUAAAACAUUAUGAGUCAGCAGGAAUGUGAAUUUUCAAUGUUUAGUCUUAAUUUUCUGACAUUUUGGCAUACUUAAAGUAUUGCUCAGUUAUAUGUAAAUAAAAUGAUAAAUUCAGAGAUAAAAGGUAAUUGAGUCUGUUGCUCAUCUUAUAAUACUUGUAACUCCACAAAAUUGUGAACUGAUUUUAUAAAAUGAGAUUAACAUUUAUUUUGUAGAUUUAUCCUUUAUUUAAUGAUAAUAAAAAACAACCACAACUACCGGUGUAUGUUAUCUUCCUUGUUUGUUUAUUGUUUUGAUUUUUUUUUUUAAUUGUUAUAAAACAUUUUUUUUAAAACAUUUUUUUUUGUAUUUAGAUAUUAUAAAUGUUGUUAUAUUUUUUACAAUGAAAUAAUAUUUAAUCUGACAAACAUGUGUAUCUAUUUCUGGAAAUUUAUUGUUAAGGUGAUAAGACAUCAUUACCCUACCUUAAAGCAGCAUGCCCACAAAUUCAUGCAAAUUCAAAUGAAAAUUAUGAAAAUGUAUUUAAAAGUAAAAUAUUGUGAAAUGAACAAAGAAAGUAAUUUACACAUUCCAAAUGGCACUUUUAUUCCACGUAAAUUAUCAAAAAGAGGUCAAAACAUGCAAAAAUUGCUCUAACUGCAUAAGUCACGCAGAAGAAAUAUGCUGAUUUAUACUCCAAACUCAGUUCUUAAUCGCACACAAUAUGUAAAUUAUUACUUGAAUUUUGAAUCUUUUAAGUUUUCUUAAAAUAUUUGUAUAUUUUGUUAAAGUUUAAUUUUCAGUUUCCAGUCAAGCAAAAUCAAGCAUAAUAUGGACAUUUAAACCUUGUUUGAAUUACAACUGGGACAACCCAACAUAAUUAUUAAUUUUGUCCCUGUUUGUAUAAUGUGUUGUUAAAUACCUUACUUUGGUUUCUGAAAUAAUGUUGUUAUAACAACUAUUCCAUGUUUAUAAAAAUAAAUCUAUUUUUUUGUAUGAAAAUAUAGUAAUUAAAUGAAUAUAUUUGUAAA
Molecule: messenger RNA, 3279 nt
Organism: Ruditapes philippinarum (Manila clam)
Lineage: Eukaryota; Metazoa; Mollusca; Bivalvia; Venerida; Veneridae
Product: putative phospholipase B-like 2
Exons: 12
Coding region: 33-1709 (558 amino acids)
Biological process (GO): phospholipid catabolic process
Cellular component (GO): extracellular region
Molecular function (GO): glycerophospholipase activity
Source: RefSeq, a predicted model, not a curated record